AUAAGCAAGGUCUUGGUAGGUUUCUGUAUUUAAUUUGCGGUUUAUUGUUAUACUAGAUAAUACUAAAAGCUAAAUUAGAAAAUGCCAUCAAUUAAAUUAUAUUCUGUAUCUGAUGGGCCUCCGUCCCUUGCAGUACAACAAUGCCUCAAAUAUUUGAAAAUCGAUUAUACUUUGAUCAAUGUAGAUUUUGGAAUUGGCGAACACAUGACCGAAGAUUUUGAAAAAAAAAAUCCUCAAAAAGAAAUUCCUGUACUUGAUGAUGAUGGCUUUCAAUUGGGAGAAAGUAACGCAAUUCUUCAAUAUUUAGCUGACAAAUACGCCAAAGACCAAACUUUAUACCCAAAAGACCUUAAAGAAAGGGCUCUUAUUAAUCACAGAUUAUGCUUCAACUUAUCAACUUAUUACAGAUACAUUUCUGAACAUGUGAUGGCUCCAAUAUUUUUCGAUUACCAAAGAACCCCAUUGAGCCUAAAAAAAACUCACAUUGCUUUGAACAAUUUCAAUACUUACCUGAAAAGAAGUGGUACCAAAUAAAUACUUUUAGAUAAAAUUUCAAUUGCUGAUUUCCAAUUGGUCACAGCAACAAUGUGCUUGGAAGCAAUCAAAUUCGACAUUUCCGAUUAUCCAUUAGUCAAGACUUGGUACGCAAAUUACAAAAACGAGCAUUGUGGAAAAUCGUCGAGGCUGGCAUGAAGGAAAUCAGCGCCUUUGAGAAAAAUCCUCCGGAUUUGAGUCACAUGAGUCACCCGAUUCAUCCAGUCAGGAAAAAUUAAUGCGACUUUAUUGCAAAUAAAAUUAUAUUUUUUUAAUGUAACAUUGAGUUUCAAUUAGUAUAUUAGGAAAACGAACAAUAAUUAAUAUGAGAAAACCUACAAAACAGCUAUAAAAUAUAUAUUUUUUUUAAAAAAUAUGUCGCGAUAAGUAUAGGUACAACUAUAUAAUGGCAAAUUUGUUAACAAUAAAUAAAUUAGUACAAAGGUGUCCCAAAAUAUUGGGACACUAACGUAUUUAUUGGUAAUAUUGGAAUUUUGGCUAUAUUAUUAUAAAAUGUACCUAUUACAAUAAUUAAUUUAUUUAGGUAAAGCAUUUUGCCUCUUAAAGCCAUUUUCUUUAGUAAUAACUAGCAAAAGAAAAAUGUAGCUUUUUUUGUUUAAAAAUUGUCCAUUUUGAAAAAUAUUUCUAGCCUUCACAAGAUUUAUGAAUUAGACUGUCUUUCAAAAGCCAAAGUUAUCCAGAAGUAGAUCUAGAACUACAAAAGCCUGGAAUAAGAUUUUUACGUCCCUCCAUCAGCUGAAUAAUUCACUUUGAUUUCAAAUCUAGAUUAUUCAGAAGUUCAAAAUUUUAAAUGUGCAUGAGUUUUUUUAAACAUCUCUAACUCAAUUUCAGCUCUAAAAUGGUCAGAAAUCAAACUUUGUUUCGAUGCUGUUUUAGUUCAUAACUUAGCUUAAGAGGAGUGAAGAAUGAGACUUUGAGUGUUUCUCUGUUAAGUUUAAGCUCUAUGUAGAAUGGUCAAAAAUCCGAUUUUGAUACUUUGAAAUCAGGCUCUACAAAGGCCAGGGAUAAGAUUUUUACGCCCCUACUCCAGCUGAGUUAACUAUUAAGAAAGUGACUCUGGAUAAAGUGAGGAUUUUUUUAUAUGUUGAUGUUUAAGAAAAAUUCAAAAGCACUUUUCGAGUCUUUCUCAAAUAUUUACAGACAACAUAGUGAUUUCAUCUAUAAAUUGGAGGCUCUUUCAUUAAACAAAAUUCUAUAAUUUUGUCCCUUAUCUCACGAUCUGCGUAUCACAUUUAAAAAAAAAAAAAAUUUGAGAUAAUCUGUCUGGAAUUUUAUUUUUUCAUGUACGAAGGCCUGUUUGAUCAAAAAAAGCCUAUUUUAAGAUGAAAUUACUAUAAACUAUACACACCAAAAGCCUCUGUUUUAUAAUGGGUGGUAUGAAUAAAAACGAAGUACAUGCUACUACUACAAGUAUUAGUAUAUCCUUCGAAGUAUUUACUUCAUAAAGAAGCAUUUACUUAUUUCCGGUAGUGUCGAAAUGUAGUAUCUACUUCGUUUUGAAGUAAAUACUACGUAGAACAUGCUAAUACUUGUAGUAGUAGCAAGUACUUCGUUUUUAUUCAUACCACCCGAUAAAUUAGUUUUCCCGGUACUCACCCCUCAAACUGUGCAAAAUAAACACCAAAUUCGAACCGCGACACUUUUCCUAUCACUUUAGAGUACUUUUUCCUAUUGAAAACUGGAAAAUUCGACGAAAAAUCGGAGGCCGAUUGGCCAUUUUUCACUUAUAAUGGCCGACUGUCAAGUGUCAAACUUGCCAUUCUAAAGCCUACUUGAUUAAAACCUGAUAAUAAAGGCUUAAUUAUAUUAAUUUUGAUGUAAUUUAACUUAAUUAGGCCUUAAUUAAGUCCUAAUUAGUUAUUUUACUCGAUUUUGGGGUUCGCGAUUGCAGCGCCUUCUCGUAACAAAUGAGUGUAGUUCCAUUAUUGUUUUAAAAUGGCUUACGCGCUUUUAUUUUUAUUGCCGGUUUUUUGUUGAAUUUUUCAGUUUUCCAUUAUUUUAUUAAACAUUAUUAAUUAAUUAUUUAACUAAAUUUUAAACUAAAAACUAUUUAAAAUGUAAUAUUUUCCUAUUUGAAAUGUGGCAACGUCGCUUUUAAUUAAGUAGUAGGCCUUGUAAUGAAAUGUCAUUUACUACUUUUCUCUUGACAUUCGGCAAUUUUUAAUUGACGUGUUUACAUUUUAUCCUGUUUUCCUUCGAAUUUUCCUCUUUUUCAGGCCGUUUUCAGUCGGGAAACCUGGUUUAAAAUCAAUGAAGUAGUAAGAAGGUUGGAAUAGCCCUUUGCCUAUCUACUUAAUACAUAUAUUUGCGGCCAACAUUAGAGUGAGAGAAUAGGAGAAAUCCAUGAGAUUUUCUUGCCCUUACUAGCGCUAUCUCACUCAGGGUUAGAGUGAGAGAUAUGGGAGAUCCAAUAUAUUUCUUGCCCUUACUGGCGCUAUCUCAUUCUGGAAUCAAUUGGAUGACGCAAAGUUCAUUCCAUACCUCUUUCUACUUCAGUGUUUAAAAUACGAGGCUUCAUUUUUCGCCAAAAAUUUCCAGUUUUCUAUAGGGGUAAGUAACGAAAACUCAAGUUUUAUCAAGUAGACUUUGGAAUGUUAUUUUUGCUGGUUUUUAUUUGGAUUUUCCGCUUUUCCAGGCCGUUUUCGAGCGAAAAAACUGAUUUAAAGUACGAGGCUUUGAGUUUUCUCAAUUUUUAGCCAAGAGUUUCUAGUUUUAAAUGCUAAAAUUGAGGGCGCAAAGCGCAAGCAAAAAACAACUUUUUAGGGAAUUUCUAGUUUUAAAAUCAUUAUCAAUUAAGCUUUUUUAAUAAAUUACGAUUCUUUUUCAGGUGGCAACACUGCUUUGUAGCCAACUUCACUCGGGUUCCAAUCAAGUAGGUCUAAUAGGGUUUUCCAUUAUUUGUCGGAUCAGGGCAAAACAAAUUUAUUCUUAUCCUUACAUGUUACAUAUUUUUAGAAAAAGAUGCGGAUACACUCAGUGAGGCACUGAUGACAAAUGGAAAUCGCCAUAAGAAUGGCCUGUGACAGUGACAUUUGACAGUCGGUCAUUUCAAGUGUUUUUAUCCUGGUUUUUCGUUGAAUUUUCCAGUUUUCCGGGACUUUUCAAUCGGAAAAAGUACUCUAAAGUGUUCGGAAAAGUGUCGCGGUUCGAAUUCUAUGUUAUUUUGCCCAGAAAAUUGAAUUUCCGAGUGGGGGCCACAGUUUUUGAGGGGUGAGUAUAAGAAAUUCAAUUAUGUAUGAAACUAGGCCUUUUGUGUAUUUAUAGUGUUUUAUAUGCUAAAAAUAGGCGAGCAGGCAAACAAAUAUGUAUUUCUAUCUUUUUCUUAGCCAGGCUCAGAGAAAGAGACGGACUCAUGUUACAGUGACUCUAUUACCACAGUGGCGACAAUUGUCGUCUCAUUUUUGAUUGGUUCUUAAAAUCCUAUAUAUUCAUAUGGAAAACUCCGCCAUUUUGUGCCCUCACUCUUGCUAAUUUUAAACAUGAAUAUAUAGGAUUUAAAUGGAUAUCCAUCAUAAAAAAUUGAAAACAACGUAAACUGUGUUUUUUUUUUAAAGAUAAAAGUCAAAAUGACAUUAUGUUGGCAAUACUAUGUAAAAUUGUCAAUGCUUUCAAAUUUUUUAUGUAGAAAAGGCUUGUGUUGCCAACAUAGUUACUAAAUUUUUGACUUGGGGAAUUAUCUUUAAAAAAAAAACAGACUUUAUUUGACAUGUGAGCAUAGAAAAUGGGACACCCGACUUACAGGUCUUGUAAUUUUUCGCUAUUUUGGGUAAAUGAUGGAAUGAUAGAAACUUAUGACACGUCUACCGGUGAAUAGGAAUAAUUUUCACGGAAAGGCAUGCUACAGACAAUCACCAUUGUUAUUUUAUCUAAGUUGAAUCAUAUUCUUACAACAAAUGGGUAAAUGAUUAAGUUAGUGAGACUUUCGGGGUCCAGGUUAAUUGAUAAGAAAGAAGAAAUUCUAACUUACGACGGCCAUUAAGCCCGAAUGAAUACCUCUUAUCAAAUGAUUGAAUGUCACCCGAAAGAUGAAAUCGUGCCUUGAGUAAAAUUGGGUAAAUUGAGAUACGACAGUACGUGAAAUGGGGGAGGAUUGAUAAUAGUAAUAUUCUUCAACGAGCAUAUAAUGAAUAGCCAUUAUUUGCGAGUAGGAGACUAUACUGUCUCUUCGAACUUUUUGAAAGAAAAACAUUAGUUUUUGUAAAAAAUAACAAACAUAAAAAGUCGGACAGGCGGUGGAUUUCGGUUCGGAAUCCACGGGGCGUGUAAAAUUCGUAUCAUUAAUCAGUUUAAUAUCGAGCAAGAAUGAAUGUAUUUAUUUAAAAUGUUCGAAGAGAAAUAUGAUUUCUCCAACUUCCUCGGACUUAGUUUUUGGAUUUGCCUAAUAAUUCCACAUACUGGAACUUUUUCCACAAACUUCCUACUUCCCUCACACUUCUUUUGCUAGAAAUAGAAACUUCCCAAAUGAAUAAUUGAAUUGAGAAUCAAAAAUUGCAGAAAAUCGUUAGUCCAAGUCUACCACGUGAUACUUCUUUUUAUCUUGAGAUACAAAUCGAAAAUAUUUUACAGUUACAGAAGGCUAGAAGAACAUUAUUUAUAACAAAUAUAAUCCAUCGAAAAUUUAUCAAGGCCAAAAAAAAAAAAGAAUUAAUCAACGUUACAACAAAAAGCUAUUGCACAAAUUGCCCAUUUAACAAUAAUAAAUAAAUUGGCAGGUUAAAAUAUAUUGGUAUCCAGAUAUCAAUAUCUGUCCGUAACACACAAAAAUUGCUGAGAUUGCUAACAACAACGUUAACUAUUUCAAUCUUUGUGUGACGUUGGCCAGAGCCACUGCAAACGCUUGCAAAGCUGAAAAAGGAUACUGGAAGUCUAACGUAUAAGCGUUACCAUCAAUUCGUCCAAAUUGC
Messenger RNA from Ceutorhynchus assimilis (cabbage seed weevil), 5459 nucleotides. The record is from the annotation of a GenBank genome assembly. NCBI's taxonomy places the organism in Eukaryota, Metazoa, Arthropoda, Insecta, Coleoptera, Curculionidae.